CGCUCUUCGAGAUCAUCGGUUUACGCAGGCGGAGGUGUCGAUCCCAGCUGUACUUGGAUACCGGGCUGUACUAUGGCUGACAAGACGCAGAAGAGUGUGAAGAUUGCCCCAGGAGCAGUUGUGUGUGUGGAAAGUGAAAUCCGGGGAGAUGUGACCAUAGGACCCAGGACGGUGAUCCACCCCAAGGCGCGGAUCAUUGCUGAAGCCGGGCCCAUAGUGAUUGGGGAAGGCAACCUGAUAGAAGAGCAGGCCCUCAUCAUAAACGCGUACCCAGAUAACAUAACUCCAGAUACAGAAGAUGUAGAUCCCAAGCCAAUGGUCAUUGGUACCAACAACGUGUUUGAAGUUGGCUGUUAUUCCCAAGCUAUGAAGAUGGGGGACAAUAAUGUCAUUGAAUCAAAAGCCUAUGUAGGUAGAAAUGUCAUACUGACAAGUGGUUGUAUCAUCGGGGCCUGUUGCAACCUAAACACUUUUGAAGUCAUCCCGGAGAACACGGUGAUCUACGGUGCCGACUGCCUCCGUCGGGUGCAGACCGAGCGACCACAGCCCCAGACACUGCAGCUGGAUUUCUUGAUGAAAAUCUUGCCAAAUUACCACCACCUAAAGAAGACUAUGAAAGGAAGCUCAACUCCAGUCAAGAACUGAGACAGUGUGCGUCAUCCAUGUGUCCGUCUUGGACAGCUGCGUCUAGAAGGAACCACAGUCUCUAGACACUCUUAAUGGCUCACAGAAUAAUACCUGUUGACUUCAUUUGGUAGAAUCGAGUCAGAAAAGAAACGAGUGAAUUUUUGUUUUAACUGUUGUCUAUAAUUUAUAUGAAGUGUUUUAUUUUCCUAUAUCUUUGCUGCUUUUCAUAUAAUUUACAUAUUUAGUUAUCUCUUCGCUAUAUAAAAUGUUGACCACAAAUUUUGGUUAUGUGAAAGACUACACCAUGGUAUAAAAAAAAAAAAAGGAGGGGAGGGGGUAGAGGGUAUUUAGCUCUAGCCUAGCUUACACUAAACUGAAUCAAACAUGCUGAGGACAAGACUUGUGGGAGAAUAGUUUUGCUACUCAUUACUAUAACCAAAAAUUGCUGUCUUCAUUUGCAAUGUGUACUGACUAUUAAAACCACCGUGUUUA
Ochotona curzoniae (black-lipped pika) is the source of this 1119-nucleotide messenger RNA. RefSeq names its product dynactin subunit 6 (gene DCTN6). Bases 73 to 645 code for a protein of 190 amino acids. Gene Ontology annotation, cellular component: dynactin complex. Gene Ontology annotation, biological process: mitotic spindle organization. NCBI's taxonomy places the organism in Eukaryota, Metazoa, Chordata, Mammalia, Lagomorpha, Ochotonidae. The transcript has 7 exons. The record is from RefSeq and is a predicted model, not a curated record. Gene Ontology annotation, molecular function: dynein complex binding.